This is a messenger RNA of Aegilops tauschii subsp. strangulata, 888 nucleotides long. RefSeq lists its product as uncharacterized. Gene Ontology annotation, molecular function: zinc ion binding. The record is from RefSeq and is a predicted model, not a curated record. Lineage: Eukaryota; Viridiplantae; Streptophyta; Magnoliopsida; Poales; Poaceae.
GGAGGCACGGCUCCCUCCCCGCCGUAGAAGAUGCCGUCGUGGAAGGAUGGAGAGGAGAGCAGCGACGAGGAGGAGCUGGUCGGCAUGGAUCUGGAGCAGCACUGGGCGAACCCUGACACCACUAUAGAUCCAUCCUUCUGUGGUAGAGCUGCAGAUGCAAGCAUCACAUGUAGACUGCACUUGGCCCCAUGCAUGAAAUAUGUUGCAUUUGAAGGAAAGGACACUGGGAGGAGGUUCUAUGGAUGUGCUGUUCCUCAUGAUGGUAUUGACUGUGGAGUUGCUCAGUGGGUUGAUGCCCCAUGGCCUUCUAUUCUGCAAAGAUGUUUGGAGAAGAUAUGGGAGAUGUUUCAUGAGGAGAAUCAUGGCAGAAUGAUUGACCAUGAGAAGUAUAAGAAAGAGUUGGACAAGGUCAACAAGCAGUUGGAUACACUUGGGGAUCAGUACAGUCAGCUGGUUGAGGAAGUCACCAAGAUGUUUGAUUGGGCAGAUCAGAACAACAGGGUCAUGAGUGAUGAAGAGUUCAAGCAGAAGCAGAUGGAUGUGGACAAGGACAUGGAGAAGCUAGCUAUCAGCAAGGAGAAGCAGAGUGCUGACUUUGGCAAGAUGAAGGAGAUGGAGAAGCUGGCUCAGGAGCUGAAGGAGAUGAAGUGCAUUCUUAGGUCUCAGGGGGAGAUCAUUAGGAACACAAGGAAGGAGAGGGAUGAGAUGAAGAAAGAGAGGGACAUGCUGGUAGAGGAGAAGAAGAAGAUGGAGUUUCUGGUGGGUGAUCUUAUGAAAGCUGGUCAUGGCAACAAGGACAAGCUUGCCAAGAUCAAGUCAAUCCUUGAUGAGUGAACAAUGAUGUUCAUCACCUCAGUUAUGUUAAGCUAAUAUGUGGCCUUGGAACAA